This is a messenger RNA of Cynoglossus semilaevis (tongue sole), 4464 nucleotides long. RefSeq names its product von Willebrand factor A domain-containing protein 7-like. NCBI's taxonomy places the organism in Eukaryota, Metazoa, Chordata, Actinopteri, Pleuronectiformes, Cynoglossidae. Bases 1160 to 3988 code for a protein of 942 amino acids. The record is from RefSeq and is a predicted model, not a curated record. The transcript is spliced from 16 exons.
UUCCCGAUGCUAUGUUUACAUACCAAUACGAGGGAGAGUAUUAUCAUUCAUGUACUCGCAAUUACCGAAAACAACCAGUGACACUUCUUUAGUUUGGGUUUCGAUGAGUAUACGAUGAACUGAAUGAAAAAAAUACAGCAGCUGGUUGUUUUGCAUUUUUUGUCAAACAAAACAAAAAACAUGUGGACAACGUAACAUAUCCAACCAGCAGUACUUGCUUUUGUUUUGUGUACACAGUGACCUCGCACUCACUCUCUCUCACUCCCUCUCUCUCAUUCUCUCACCCUACGUUUCUCCCUCUACGCCUCUGUUUUUUUUUUUCGCUUUUUCUUUGCGUCCAUAUGAAGACAAAGUGUUUUGUCAGCUUCAUAUUUUUACCAACCAAUUAAUGUAAUUACAAUAUCUCUCUAAACCCCAUAGCACGAGGGUGAAAACGUCUACAUCAUGGCCAUAUCAUUAGUUCUUAAUAUUACCAGUUACUACCCUGAAAAUAUACAGUAACAGUGAUCAUCUACCUCAAAUGUUUUGAUUCCCAAAGUGGGGGGUAGGCCCUUCAUAGUGUACACGUAGCAGUUGUAGGCAAAAUAAUUUUAAUUUCAAUAUUUACUUCAAUCCUUAUAUUUUUCUUCUUAUUGUGUAAUUUCUAUGUGAUUUUUAUUUUUCAUUUGUUCCAAGAGUGGUUUUAAAAAGAUGAACUUUGUUGUGUUUGAGUCAAAGGUGUGGAGGGUGAGAUUACUCCACUUUACAAAAGGCUGCUGUAGAAGAACUCUUGGAACCACCUCUGCAAGGUGAGAGUUCUAAGUAUUAUUACUGCUACUAAUCCUACUAUUCCGACAUUGUAAAAUAAUUAAUUACAAUGACAAGCGGUUAGCUUAACAAUCCUUCCUUUUAAAACAAUUAUCAUAACACAUACAUUUGAGCGUGCUCUGCCUUUUUUUAAUUAAUAAUGAGACAACAGGUUUUCUUUCUGUCAGAUAAAGUAGGAAAAUUUGCUUAGGUACAGCCUUCCCUGCAGCAGGUGUGCAGGUGAGCCACCGCACUUCCUACUCAUCACAUUACAAACAGGUAGAACAAGAGCGCACGCCCUGUCAGUGGAACGUUGGACGUCGUGUUGACAGAAUACAUAUUUUGACAAAACAAGACCCUCAAGACGUCAGGGAUGCUGGUUGCCUUUUGCCUCCUGCUGUUCCACACUGGAACAUAUGGGUUUGGAAUAUUACCAGGAAAGUCCUUGAAUCACUUUGAAAUCACAGAAAACGCACUUUUGAACACCACAGUGCAUGUAUGCCGUGCUUUGGCUCUAGCUGAUGGGACAGCCUUUACGUUUCCAUCACAGCCAUACACUGCUGAGGCUGUCGCUGUCUCCUGCAAUGCGCCGAAAUCAUCCAAAAGUUUCCAACAAGCCAUUACCUCCGUCACUUUACACAAUGUGCGAGUGGACCUCCGUCACGCUCUCAAUGCAAGCUUUCAUUUCGAUGAAGAAAUGUUUGUUCAAGGCAAGAAAAUAAUUACAGAGGGGAUACAGGCAGUCAAAGCCAGCAACAAGCAAGAGAACUUUGAAGCAGCCAGGGAAAAACUGGGGGAGAUUUUACAUCCUUUGCAGGAUUUUUACAGCCACAGUAACUGGGUAGAGCUGGGAAAUAAGCAACCGAACCCCAAUCUUAUCAGAUCUGACAGCAGCAUUGGUAAAAUAGCAGAUAAAAGCAGGGCAACGUGUCGAAACUGCAAUGGUGACGAUUGUAGGAACAACAUUCUGGAGGAUAUCAUAAAUGAGGGCAUUCUAACCUCUGGCUACUUUGGUAUUGUUCCUGUAGUCUCAACCAAACCAAAAGGAAAAUGCAGCCACGGAGGAGCAGUUGAUCAAACAAGCAAAAUUGAGCCUAAGGGUGGCAUCAACAAAGACUCAUUUGACGCCAGCCAUGGACAUUUGCACUCCAAAGCAGCAAAUAUGGCCACAGCUGCAACCAGCCAACUACUGGAGGACAUUAGAGGAGCAGCCGGCGACAGACCCUUCCUCCAGAUGAUGGGAAUCUCCAAAGGGUCAGGCAAAGCCCUUUGCUUCGUGAUCGACACCACUAAAAGUAUGAGUGAUGACAUCGAGGCGGUGAAGGCAGUAACUUCUUCCAUAAUCGAUAGUGAGGCAGGAACAGAUGAUGAACCUUCAUUCUACAUUCUUGUUCCUUUCAAUGACCCAGAUUUUGGCCCUUUGAUAAAGACAACAGACGCAAAAGUCUUCAAGAAUGUUAUCAACUCACUCUCAGUGAUUGGGGGAGGAGAUGAGCAGGAGCAGAGUCUGUCUGGACUUCAGUUGGCAUUAAGUGGGGCACCAGUCAAUUCUGACAUCUUCCUCUUUACUGACGCACCUGCUAAAGACAAGGUCCUGAAGAACACAGUGAUUGCACUCAUUGAGCGAACUCAAACAGUAGUGAACUUCAUGAUAACAUCUUCAAAUGUGGUCAACAGCCGCAGACGACGUGAAACACCCAAGAAGAUAUCAGCUUCUGAUGCCCAGGUCUAUAGAGACUUGGCUCAGGCUUCAGGAGGUCUGGCUAUUGAAGUCACAAAGAGUGAGCUCCCAUUGGCCACCAGCAUCAUACAAGAGUCUACCACCUCCUCUCUGGUGACUUUGCUCCUAACAUCCAGGAAUUCGGGAAACGCGGACAAAUUCUUCUUUUUAGUAGAUAAAACUGUAUCAAACCUCAGAGUCUACAUCACUGGACUGGGCCUCAGUUGUACUGUCAUCAGCCCGAAAGGUGAAUCCAAGGCAUGCACAGACACAUCGGGGUCACUGUUCACUACAUCCCAGUCAGUGGGAAAUUUUCAGAACUUAAAGCUCAAAAAAGAAGUUGGACAAUGGGAAAUGAGGAUGACAUCUGCUAAUCCCUUCACUCUAAAGGUCAUGGGUGAGACCACUAUUGAUUUUUUGUUUGAUUUUGUGGAAGAGUCUGAUGGGCCGUUCAAAGGUUUUGAUGCUCUUGACACACGUCCAAAAGCUGGUGUGAAUGGCACCUUGCUGGUGACUUUAUUGGGCUUGGAUACGGGCACACUAACAGAAGUAGCUCUGGUUGAAUCCGCUGGGACGAAGGAGAUUGUCGGGGUUGUGGAGCCACAGGAGACUGGGAAAUUCUUAGUGAGGGUCGAACAGAUACCGUCAGAGGAGUUUGUGGUACGAGUAAAAGGGCAAGAUUCUGCUUCAACAAUCGUUUUCCAAAGGCAGUCUCCCACCAACUUCAGAGCCUCCAAAGUGACUAUUGCUGCGGAUUCAAAUGACGUUUUAGUACCAGGAACACUGUUCUCCGUGUCCUUCACUGUAAAGACCGACGGACCAGGCGGAACUUUUACUAUAAAAGCUACCAACAAUCAAAAAUUUCACUCGGAAUUUCCAACCAGUUUGUUACUGGAAACUGGAAAAAGUACAGAAGGGACAGUGAACCUCACGGCACCUCUCAACACCCCCUCAGGUACUGAUGUCAGAUUGACCAUUGAGGCGGAGGCUCCAGGGGGUUUGGACACCAACUACAUUGUGCUGCGAAUUUCUGUCCUGAACCCGAUAACAGAUUUCACUCCACCUGUGUGUCAGCAGCUCAGCCUGGAAGCUGAUUGCCCUAAAGACUGCACAUUGGACACAUGGGACCUCUCCGUUCGUGUGACCGAUAGGGAUGAUGGGAUGGGUGUCGAACGAGUCAGCCUUAAACAAGGCAGCGGUGUCAUGACAACCAGUCUGGACCCUGACAAUGGGAACAUCACCCUGGUGUCCUACAAUGCCUCCUGCUGCUCACCUAAUAUGGAGCUACAGGUGGUAGACCGAGUGGGAAACGUAGGCACCUGUUUCUUCUCUUCUGAAGAAGGUGUCACAUCUCCUGUCUCCAUGUCUACAAAAGUUACUUACUCAGUUUUUCUCUGUCUAACCAUGGUUCUACUAGAGAUGUAUAUGUCAACAGUCGGUGUUAUUCAGUUAUCACCGCCCCCCACCAGAGAGGGAGUCUGAUGCAUCUCAUCAAAGAGAUCAGUUUAGGUUAAAGGUUUAAGGGUAAUGUAAAAGUAAAAUGAAUUUAAUGCUGCUGUAAAUUCCUUUGUGGAUUAUAUUUACUGUAAAAAAAAAAACAUAUUCAUUUUGUAUUGUGCAAUUUUAUUGUAAUACGGAUUGUUUCAGAUUUGUUGCUUCUAUUCCUUGUGAAGAGACAAUUCUUAAAGCUAAAAAAUAACAAACUAGCCUACAUUUUUUGCUAUUUAUUUAUUUGAAGGUACAUUAAGAAAACUAUAUAAUUUUUUUUAUUAUCACACAGCCCUGCUGACACAGCAAAAAGUAAAGGCCAAUGUCAAUGUAAUGUAAAAAAUAAAAAAUCAGUACCUGUCAUCGGCCACUAUGCUACCCCUCCACACAUGGUAGAUAAGCUGAUGAAAAAAUGUGCUGUGAUAAUGACAAAAGAAGAAAAUAAAUGUUUUUUUCUUCCUUAAAAAAAA